Molecule: messenger RNA, 2425 nt
Organism: Capsicum annuum
Lineage: Eukaryota; Viridiplantae; Streptophyta; Magnoliopsida; Solanales; Solanaceae
Product: aspartic proteinase 36-like
Exons: 4
Coding region: 453-953 (166 amino acids)
Biological process (GO): proteolysis
Molecular function (GO): aspartic-type endopeptidase activity
Source: RefSeq, a predicted model, not a curated record
UUCUCCCUUUUGUUUUUACCCGCACCUCUACACACAGAAGAAUAAGAAAAUAUACUAACAAGAAUAAAGCAAUCAAUCCCUUCGCUCUAAAGAUUCCUUCAUACAUUAUAUACAGAAGCAUACACAGACUUUUUUGAUAUAUAUAUUAUAUAUAGAGAGAAAAUAAUAGACCUACGCAGUUUUAGCACUUGUAUAUAAUCAGUGGCGGAGCCACAGUCGACGAAGAGUGGUCAGAUGAACACCCUUCGUGAAACUUCUUUUCGAGUAUAUAGGUUAAGUAUAAAUAUUUAUGGUUAUAUACAUGUUGUUGCACACCCUUGACAAGCUAGAGAAGCAUAGGCUAGUGGUCAAGAGUGUGCAUUUUCGCAUUAACAACCUGGGUUCGAACCUUGAUAAGUGUAGCAGUGCUUUAUUUUCUUUUUUUUUAAACAGUUCUUUGCCCAAGGAAAAAUAUGAACACCCUUAACCAAAAGUCUGGCUUCGCCAUUGUAUAUAAUGGUGAAAAUAAUGGAUCUAAGGAGAAAAGGGCGUUUAUUCUUUUGUUGGUUUUGUCGGUUCAUGUGGUGGGGGGAAAUUUGGUGUUCAAUGUGGAGCACAAAUUUGGUGGGCGAGGAAGGGCUGUUUUGAAGGAGCUCAAAGCCCACGGCGAUCAUCGUCAUGGCAGAAUGCUCGCUGCAGCAGACUUCAAAUUGGGUGGCUAUGGCAGUCCCAAAGGGCUGUAUUUCACGAAGCUUUCAAUUGGGACACCUCCCAAGGACUAUCAUGUUCACGUCGAUACGGGAAGCGACCAUAUAUGGGUAAACUGUGCGGGCUGUAACAAUUGUUCUACAGAAGCCACUCGGGAUGGCACCGGAGCUGCAGGAAAUUUUGUAACGGAUAAGAUUAAUUUAGACCAAGUGUCCGCAGACUGUAAAACAUCACCCCACCAGGGAAACAUAGCAUUUGGCUCUUGAUGGGUACAAUGACGAAUGAAGCUGAAAUCGCUAGUUGGGUUAAAUCCAUCAUGGCAAGGCUUGAUGCCAUAGAUAGACGAAUAAUGGAUAGAAUGGAAGGAAGUUGGAAGGGACGGAAGGCUCUCUGUGCAAGAAGUUGGAUAACUUGAUGGAGCAUCCAAGCCUUCCUAAUCAAAUUCCCGUGAGUGGCCAUGCUCCACAUGAGCUACAAGGUAAUCAAACUAACUUUUGCACUCUAGUGAAUGAGGAUAAUAGCCAACUAAGUGUGAAUGAUAGUUUGUCUUUAAGUGAGCCGAAUGUGCCUUCAUUUUGUGAUGAUAAUGUACAACUUGAGAUUUUGGAUACAUUAGUUUAUUCACCUAGUGUUUAAGCCAUCGUGGAAAGUGGUAGUACAUUAUCUUAUGGAAGUCAUGAAGACCAACUUGUGUGCGAAAAUGAUGAUGUUGAACAUGUUGGCCGAAUGACUAAGGAUGGCCCUGUAGUUGUUUUUGUUAUUGACCAUGAUAGUAUAGAGGGGACAUUUGAUCAUUAUUGUAGUAGUAUUGGGGUAAGGAAGUGCAUUCCUAACCCGUGCCUAUGGACACUCUACCCAUUUAAUUCUGGUGAUCAUUUGAAGUGUGGUGAUGAGGAUGUCUUUUGGAAUGACUUGAAUGUGCAUGGAUUGUAUGGCUUUCCUCUCUCGGCUUUCAAGUCUAAUUGUUGUUCCAAGAAGAGUCUAUGUUUUCCACUUGAUAAGCGACGCUUGUUCCUUGUUUCUUAUCACACUUAUGUGGAUAAACUAGUUGAUUCUCCCUUGGUAGGGUAUUCGGGUAAGAGGGAUCUUUGGGUAUAUGUGAAGUUUGAGCCACCUUGGCAAGAUGCUAUGAUUGAUUACACUAAUCCUAACCCUCAUACCUUGAGGAAUUUUUGUUUGCUUGUCCUUCUUAUUGCUUUGCAAGGUUUGGAUUCGAGGACGGAUCCUUUCUAAGGAGGGGAGGAUGAUACAGGUACAAUUAUGAUUGGGGUCCUAUGCAUCAAGACUCGAGCUCGGGGGGCUUCCCAUCCAAGGAACAAGCUUUGAAGUGUAGAGAACAAGUCCCACAAGCUCCAAAACUGUUUCACUAUUCAUCCGCGUUCACUGUUCAUCCGCCCUUUGCAAGGGUUUUUUAGUCAUUUGUAAUAAGUUAACCUAGGUAUAAAUAAAAUCUCAUUAGGUUAUUUUUGGGAGAUUUUUGGAGAAUAUAUUUUGUCGCCUCUUUGAAAGUCUUUAGCAAGGUGGAAUCCUUGAACAAGUUGGAAUCCUUGUAUUGAUUAUUUGCUUAGAAACGGAGAUUGCUUGGGAAUUCCAAUUCCCUUGAGGUCACGUAAGAGAUAGGUUUAGGUUGUGUGUGAUAUUAAAGGUCCAAAAGUGGAAUAAGCUUUUGGGUUAUUAAUAUUAUACCAUCCUUUUGUCUGUGUAUAUCUAUAUAAUCCGUUUAUGUUCUUGUCUUGUA